Pungitius pungitius (ninespine stickleback) is the source of this 1506-nucleotide messenger RNA. RefSeq names its product 2,3-bisphosphoglycerate mutase (gene bpgm). Lineage: Eukaryota; Metazoa; Chordata; Actinopteri; Perciformes; Gasterosteidae. Gene Ontology annotation, molecular function: intramolecular phosphotransferase activity. The transcript has 3 exons. The record is from RefSeq and is a predicted model, not a curated record. Bases 146 to 922 code for a protein of 258 amino acids. Gene Ontology annotation, biological process: glycolytic process.
ACCGCUCUGAUUGGAGGGAGCGGUGGUCACUCAUCAACGGUCCUCGGGAACAACUGCUGUACAUGGCCGAAUAUUUACGACUGUUCCAGCUACUUUUAGGCCGGAUUUAAAACGGACACAGGGUCUCCGCUUGCUGGUGCUUCGGAUGUCCAAGUACAGACUCUUUCUGCUGAGGCAUGGGGAGGGGGCCUGGAACAAAGAGAACCGUUUCUGCAGCUGGGUUGACCAGAAGCUGAGCGAGGAUGGGGUGACGGAGGCCCAGGACUGUGGGAGACUCCUGAAGGAGCAGGGCUACAAGUUCGACUUGGUUUUCACCUCCAUACUCAGCCGCUCCGUUCACACGGCGUGGUUGGUGCUGGAGGCCAUGGGUCAGGAGUGGGUCCCCGUGGUCAAGUCCUGGAGGCUGAACGAGCGCCACUACGGCGCCCUGAUCGGCCUGAACCGGGCCGAGAUGGCUCUGCAACACGGAGAGGAGAAGGUGAAGUUGUGGAGAAGGAGCUACAACAUCACUCCGCCUCCAAUGGAUGAAUCCCACCCGUACUUCCCGGAGAUCUACAACGACCGCAGGUACACCACCUGUGACGUGCCGAAGGAGAGCCUCCCGCGAGCGGAGAGCCUGAAGGAGGUGUUGGACCGGCUGCUGCCCUACUGGGACAGCACUGUGGUGCCAGAGAUUCGGAAAGGCAGGACUGUGCUCAUUUCUGCUCACGGAAACAGCUGCAGAGCCCUGCUGAAACAUCUGGAAGGGAUAUCCGAUGAGGAUAUUGUCAGCGUGACUUUACCUACAGGGAUACCUGUGCUGCUCGAGCUGGAUGAAAACCUCAAGCCUGUGAAGCCUCGACAGCUCCUGGGAGACCAGGCAAAGAUUCAGGUGGCGAUUAAAAAGGUGGAGGACCAGGGAAAAGCCAAACAAUCUACUUGAACACACAUCGAUGGCUGUAAGAUUUAACAUAGCUCGGUUCUGGUUGCCUGUACGCACUUUUCUUAGCCACAGGCUCAGUGGGCAUUGUUGAAAAGAUGCUAAUAAUAAUAAUAAGGAUGAUGUAUGACAUCUUAUGUUAACAGCACAAUGUUAAUAUGAUUUGAAGAAAGGUGUGACAUUUCUGUGCGCAUGCAUGUGUGGUUGUGGCCUGACCUGGAUACAGAAAGUGGGUGACCGGUCAGACGGAUGGCAGGAGACUGUACUGUACUGUCGUUGUUUCAGUGUUGAGUCGCAUUGUGUCUAAGCUGGGAUGUUUAAGCUAACUGUUACCACUUCUGCCUGUAUGGUGAUUCUAAAGUGUUGGUUUAUUUAUUUACCGAGUGACUCAACCUUGAAGAUCAACCGUAAUGGGAUGAUGCUCGGAAAUCUUCCAAUUUGUCAUACAGAGAAAGAGGAAAAGGAAGAAGAUUUUCUGUUACACUGAUAAGCUUUAGGAAUAUUCCCUUGGAUUUAAACAUGUGCCUUCAGAGUUAACAUAACGCUCAAAUUCAGCAAUUAAAAAAAAAAAAAAAAGCUUCUUUUUA